GUCAGGUGCUCUGUAUUUCCGGUUCCUCCAUGGAUGUUGAGAUUACUGUGCUAUUUUUUGCCAAAAGUCGAGAACUGACUGGAACAAGGGAGACAACCUUACAUAUCAGCAAAGAAACUACAGCUACGGAAUUACUCAGUGUCAUUAUUUCUAAGUACAACAGCUUGGAUGUGCUAAAGGAGAAUGUUGUGUUGUCACUGAAUGAGGAGUAUAUUUCUGUCAGUGAUUCCCAAAACUUGGUACUCAACUCUGGUGAUACUGUUGCUGUAAUCCCACCCAUCAGUGGAGGAUAAUUACCUCAUAAGACCUGCUAAUGGAUUUUGUUGAGAUAUCAGAAAAUGUUAUCCAUGUAGAACGACUCACAGCUAGAGUGACCUCCCCUACCUCAGGUGCUAUAUCUGUAUUUCUAGGUA
Messenger RNA from Mercenaria mercenaria, 413 nucleotides. RefSeq names its product molybdopterin synthase sulfur carrier subunit-like. The coding region runs from base 30 to 293 and encodes 87 amino acids. Gene Ontology annotation, cellular component: cytosol. The record is from RefSeq and is a predicted model, not a curated record. NCBI's taxonomy places the organism in Eukaryota, Metazoa, Mollusca, Bivalvia, Venerida, Veneridae. Gene Ontology annotation, biological process: Mo-molybdopterin cofactor biosynthetic process. The transcript is spliced from 4 exons.